AUGCCUGGUAGAAGAAACCAAGGCAGAGGCGGUCAAGGUGGCUGUGGAGGAAGAUCUGCGCAGCAGACUGGUCGAGGGUCUCACGGCAAGAAGGCCGACAGACCGAAGCAAUACUAUCCUCACAAUCCUGACUUCACUCACGAGCAGGUGACAAUAUACUUGCUUAAGGCCAUUGCGCUCAAGAGCUUGGACUACGCUCAAGAUAUGAUCUGGAGUGUGAGAAAUAUGGCCCAUGUGGACUUUGAGGCUUUAAGAGGCACUCAAACGGUCUACAAGCCGGGAAAGAACGACUCCGAGUUCUUCAAAAGUUCAAGACAGGCUCAACUUGAUAGGAACUGGGAAAACCUAAAUGUCAAGAUUGACAAAAGAGAAGUGAUCUACACCACGAACCAAUACACCGUGGCUGCGAUCAUCACCAAGCAUUUCAUCACUCAAGCGAUGAGAGAUAAGUUAAGUCAUCCACCGGGCAGAGCACCAUGGUUCCCAACACAGUGA
This is a messenger RNA of Cylindrotheca closterium, 495 nucleotides long. The record is from the annotation of a GenBank genome assembly. NCBI's taxonomy places the organism in Eukaryota, Bacillariophyta, Bacillariophyceae, Bacillariales, Bacillariaceae.